UUUUUCUUUCGAGCCUGUCCCCCUUGUCACGGACGCAGACCCUUAGAUAAUACCGUGACACUGAGGAAGUCUGAUCCUUGAAAUUGUUGUCUUUUGAAAUCCUUCUGUAAUUAGUGGUGGAGAACGAACAUGAAUAAUGAUCCCCGAAAUGGGCAGAGUGACUCCAAGAAUCAGCAUGGGGACCACACAAAGACCCCCAAAACGGGCAGAGUGAAUCCAAAAUGAGCACGGGGACUCCAAAAUCAGCACAAGGAUUCACAAAAUGGGCACUGGGUCUCCCAAAUCCCCACCUGUAAUUCCAAAAAAUGACCCACAAAAUGGUCAUUCUGACCCCAAAAUGUUCACAAGGACCCCAAAAAUCGGCACGGGGACGCAACAAAGACCCCAAAAAUGGGCAGUGGGACCCUAGAGUGAGCACGGGGACCCCACAAGGAACCCCAAGAUGGGCAUCGGGACCUCAAAAUCCCCAACUGUGCCCGCAAAUAUGACUCCAGAAAUUUAAGCACUUGGACCCCAGAAUGGGAGCGGGACACCAAAUAUCCCCACCUGCCCCCCAAACAUGACUCAAAAAAGGGUCAUAUGGACCCCAAAAUGAGCUCAGGAAUUCCCCAAAGACCCCCCAAAAUGGACAGAGCAACCCCAAAAUGAGCUCAGAGGCCCCAACAAUGGCACAUGGACCCCAAAAAUGGGCCUCAGGACCCCAAAAUCCACAGCUGCACCCCCCAAAAUGACCCCCAAAACAGUCACAAUGACCCCCAAAUGAGCACGGGGACCCCAAAAUCAGCACCAGGGACACAUAAAAUGGGCAUCGGGCCCCCCAGAUCCCCAACUGUACCCCCGGAAACUGACCUUAAAAAUUGGCACAACUGGAACCCCGGGCCCAAAAACUGGACCCCUUUAGCAAAAGGACACACCCCUUCAGCAAAAAGACCAACCCCAAGGCCAAAGAGGAGGAUCCCUUCAGCAAGCAGCGUAACACCAGGGCCCAAAGGGUGCACCCCUUUCAGAAAAUCCUAACCCCAAGGCCCAAAUGUGUCACCUUCGUGUGACAGAGGAACCUUUCACACGUGCAGGAUUUCCUCCUGCUCUUCCUGCUUGGCACAGGGGAUCCCGAAUCACAGGAUUUUGUUGUGCCUGAGUCCGGCCUGCAGUCAGGGCUCAGUCCUUCCCUUCCUCUCCCCCUCUCAUCAGUAACAUGAUCCUGAUCACUCACUGGGGAGACCAAUAAUUGCACAUCCGCUUCUUCAUCUUCUGCUUUCCAACGCUUUGUUCCAACACCACAAGCCGAACAACAUCGCGGCACUGAUCUUUGAUCUUCAAGGACCCUCCCUCCCAACCCACGCCGUCCGUCCCAUGGGACUGUGAUCGCAACGCUGCCUGCAGAGUGCUUGGGGCACGGCCCCUCCAAGUGCCACGGCUGCUGCCUGUGCCAGUGCCUGGCCCCAGCCCCGGGAUGGUGGUGGCCACGUCCCAGCGGGCAGAGGUGACCCUGCCCCUGCAGUGUCACUGUGACACGGCCGCCCCAGUGGGAGUCGCGAGGGGCUGGUGGGGCCGAAGGAGGGGGUCCCAACAGUGGGAGUGGCGGCGGUGUCAUCCAGGAGGUGCUGGUGAUGUCACAGGGACGUGCUGACCUCACAGAGGCCCCGGGGUGGGGCAGGUGCUGUCUGUGUGCGGGGAACCUGACGGCCCCAUUCUGCGGUUGGCAGAGGUCUGGUGAGGAGCUGUGCGAGUGGCAGAGAAAUGCAGACCCAGUUGGCCAGCGGCAGAGAAAUGCAGACCCAGUUGGCCAGCAGCAGAGAAAUGCGGGCCCAGCUGGCCAGCGGCAGUAUCUUGAAUCUGCAGCGGGUGAAGGUGCUGGAGGCGCUGUGGCAGGCGCAUGAGCAGAAGGUCGAGGAAAGACAGAGAAUGGAGAGGGAAUUGUGGAUGCAGGACACCCUGCAAAAAACGCAAGAAAGAGAGGCCGCCUACCGUCAGGAGCUGGAUCAGGAGAAGCGGUGGGAGGCCCAGGUGGAACAGCAUCUGUGGGAGUGCGCAGAGCAGACCAAGGUGCUGCGCCAGACAAUACAGAGCCUGCGAGAGGAGCAGGAGGAGCAGCUUUUGGAAAGUGCCUGGCAGCAGCAGCAUCAGAUGGAGCUGGAGGCACCCCGCGUGCCUGGGACUGUGCUGCCGGAGCUGGUGGAGGCACAGCUGGAGAAGAAGGAGCGGGCGAGGAGACGUGGGCUCGCUUUCUGGAUGCAGACGAUCUGCCUCGUUGUCGUCUGCCUGAUGCUGAUCACUGAGUUUGUGCUGGGCGCUGCUGUGCUGUAUGCCCGGAGCUAUGACCCAGAGCUGUUCUACAGGCUGCUGCCACGGGUGCUGCCCCAGCCAACCUAUGAUCAGCUGGCGUACUUUGCCAGCAGGACCCUGCCUGUGGACACCACAAGGCUGCUGCCCUUGUGACCAUCCCGCUCAGUAACCCUCUCCGCUCGAGGGUGUGUGGUGGGAUGCGGGGAGAGCGUCUCUUCCUAUGGAAGGGGCCUCUCCUGUGCUCCUGCCCCCAGGGGCUCACAGGCACAGCUGCAGGGCAGUGCUGGCAGGCGGCUGAGUGCCACGUGGCCUCUCUCUCACGGCCGAAAUCAACAUGAGAAUACCAACGUCACUUUGUGGACAAUUUUGAAAGCAUUACUUUGUGGCCGUUUGCCUUCAAAAUGGAGUGCUCAGGAGCGUUAACUGGCUGAAGAUUUGGCCCGGGAGCAAAUAACUCCAGCUUGAUACGGAAGACUGGGAGAUGAUACCAUUGUAUCCUGCGAAGACGGCAUACAAGUUAGCGUCUCCCUGCUUCCUCCUAUCGGCGGACUUAAAUUUGCAAGGCCUGGAAGAUGGGAACAAAGGAGUUCCUGCUGAGACCCCAAAGCCAGAAGCUGUCGCUCCAAAAAGAGCUGAGUCCACCACUUAGGACUUACAAAUAAGUUUGUCCUGUCGUUGUGAGUCAUUGUCAACUGAACAACGCAACCUCCGACGACCCACCACUACUGAAGAUCCGCACCUGACACCAGGACAUUGCUGGAUCUAGGAGCGUGGACCGCUUUCCUUUGCUAUCUGUGUGUCUCUCUUUCCCCGUGUUCUAUCUUUUCUCUUUCUCUUCUUUUAUUCUUUUAGUCUUCGUAGUAGCCGUUGCCUAAAAUUGUUUACCUGUAACGCUUAUUAAUCGUAAUUAGCCCAUUAGCCAGUUUUACCUCCAAGUGGUUGUUGUUAGUUGUUAAGAAAGCUCUCAAUAAAUGGAUGCGUAUUAUUCCUCUGAGUGUCGGAUGACUCCUUUGCGGUAGCGACUCCUUGCUGACCAGGGGAGGCGUGACUCGGGAGGUGGAAAGAGAUUCACCCCCACAAAACGCACGGAGUGGGACGAGACACACACACACACACACACACAUAUAUAUGUAUACUUAGUAAAAUAUUUUAAAAAGAGGCUACAAGCCCUACAACGAGGGGGACAUUGGACCUCAUUUUUGUGAAACUAAUGCAUCAGCGUCUGGUGCAACGGCCGGGGUUGCAAUUCUUGGUGAUUUCUGACGGUGACGGUCAGAGAUUUUGGGCUGAGUUUCGCUCCUCCUGUGCUUUAGCCUUGAAAGCAGUUGCUCACAACUGGACAUAGUGCCAGAAGUCUGUGACGUGAAUAAGGUGUGGAAAGAAGGAAGAGAAGGUGGGAUGAGCAGUAUCCCUCUGCGGACAGACAUUGGCUGCCGUGUCUGCCCAGUUCCCUUGUCCUUCUGCUUGGCGGAGCCUGUCGAUGAAGGCUGCAGCAAAGAAGAUAAAGUGUCCCUGAUAUGGAGCCCUAGAGAGGGAGAGAGGAAAAGCAACAAGGAGCUGGAAAACAGAAGAAAUGAAAGCAAAAAGCCUAGGCCCAAGGCCAAAAGCGUGUACCGCUUUUGCAAAAAGCCUAACCCCAAGGCACACAGGGUGCGCCCCUUUAGCAAAAACCCGAACCCAAAGGCCAAAAGUGUGCACCCCUAUAGCAAAAGCCUAACUCCAAGGCCAAAAGGGUGAAGCCCAUAAGCAAAAGGGUGCACCCCAAGGCCAAAAGGUUUCACCCCACUGGCAAAAAGCCUAUCCCCGAUGCCAAAAGGGUGCACUUCUUAAGGAAAAAGACUGAACCCAAUGCCAUAAGGGUGCACCUCAUUUGCAAAAGCCUGAACCCAAUGCUAUGAGGGUACACCCUUUCAGGAAUAAGGCCAACCCCAAGGCCAAAAAGGAGGACCCCUUUAGCAAACAGCACAACCCCAAGGCCAAAAGGGAGCACCCCUUGAACAAAAUCCUAACCCCGAGGCCUGUGUCUGUGGCUUUGGCUGUGGCUUUAGGCCCUGGGGCUGGUUCCAG
Numida meleagris (helmeted guineafowl) is the source of this 4353-nucleotide messenger RNA. RefSeq names its product trichohyalin-like. The record is from RefSeq and is a predicted model, not a curated record. Bases 1741 to 2439 code for a protein of 232 amino acids. NCBI's taxonomy places the organism in Eukaryota, Metazoa, Chordata, Aves, Galliformes, Numididae. The transcript is spliced from 8 exons.